Molecule: messenger RNA, 1161 nt
Organism: Neofelis nebulosa (Clouded leopard)
Lineage: Eukaryota; Metazoa; Chordata; Mammalia; Carnivora; Felidae
Product: tandem C2 domains nuclear protein-like
Exons: 1
Coding region: 27-932 (301 amino acids)
Cellular component (GO): nucleus
Source: RefSeq, a predicted model, not a curated record
UUCAUCCCAGCGGUUCAUCCAGAGACAUGAUUCCCUGUCCAGUGUGCCUAGCAGCUCUUCUUCCAGGAAGAACUCCCAGGGGAGUAACAGAAGCCUGGAUACAAUUACUGUCAGGAGAUGAAAGAGAUUUUGGGAGAUUGAAUGUGAAAGUGUUUUAUAAUUCUUCAGUAGAGCAGAUCUGGAUCACAGUUUUACAGUGCAAAGAUUUAAGUUGGCCUUCUAGUUGUGGAGACACUCCUACUAUUUCUAUAAAAGGAAUACUAACAUUGCCCAAACCAGUGCAUUUCAAAUCGUCAGCAAAGGAAGGCUCUAAUAGUAUUGAAUUUAUGGAAACUUUUGUAUUUGCUAUUAAACUCCAAAGUCUACAAACCGUAAGCCUUGUAUUUAAGAUUCAAACCCAGACACCCAGGAAGAAAACCAUUGGAGAAUGCUCACUGUCACUCAGAGCUCUUAGCACACAGGAGAUGGAUUACUCUUUGGAUAUAACGCCACCUUCAAAAAUUUCUGUUUGCCAUGCAGAACUUGAAUUGGGGACUUGUUUUCAAGCAGUAAAUAGCAGAAUUCAGUUACAGAUUCUCGAGGCACAAUACCUUCCAAGCUGUUCAUCACCUCUCACUUUGAGUUUUUUUGUGAAGGUGGCAAUGUUUAGUUCAGGAGAGUUGAUUUAUAAGAAGAAGACACGCUUACUGAAGGCCUCCAGUGGCAGAGUAAAGUGGGGAGAAACUAUGAUUUUUCCACUCAGACAGAAUGAAAAAGAAAUUAUUUUUCUCAUUAAGCUUUACAGUCGGAGCUCUGUAAGAAGACGACACUUUGCGGGGCAUAUUUGGAUAAGCGAAGACAGUAAUAACACUGAAGCAGUGAAUCAGUGGAAAGAAACCAUUACAAAUCCAGAAAAGGUUGUUAUCAAGUGGCACAGAUUAAAUCCAUCUUGAAGAUAUCACACAUUAAUUUGAUGAAGAAUUUGACAUUCUUUUAGAAGACUUAGGAUUUCAAUUUGCUACCAAUGAAAAGAGACAAAUCAAUACAUUUGUCAAUUUAUUUAUGGAGGUCAUAAUUGUAAUGUGUAAUGGAUCUUAUAGAAAAUUAAAUUUGAUUAAAGAAAAUGGGAUGACUUAUAUCUGAUAUCCAAAAUAAAGGGGAUGUUUUAAAACUAUGCCAAAA